Molecule: messenger RNA, 675 nt
Organism: Trichomonas vaginalis G3
Lineage: Eukaryota; Parabasalia; Trichomonadida; Trichomonadidae
Product: ankyrin repeat, PH and SEC7 domain containing protein SECG-related family
Exons: 1
Coding region: 1-675 (224 amino acids)
Molecular function (GO): protein binding
Source: RefSeq, a predicted model, not a curated record
AUGCUUUCAAAGAAACUUCUUCAACCAUGCUCAGAAGGAAACCUCAAUGAAAUCAAAUUACUAAUAAAUAGUGCCAGCGAUAGCGAAAUAAAGUCUAUAAGCACCCCACUCAUUGCAGCAGUGUGCAAGGGAAAUCUUGAAGUUAUUAAUUAUCUUAUCUCUAUUGACGCUAACAAAAAUGCAAAGGAUAAAAGUGGAAAUAGUCCACUAAUUGUUGCAUCAUCUAAUGGCCAACUUGAAGUUGUUAAAUAUCUUAUCUCUGUUGGAGUAGAUAAAGAGUCAAAGAAUAAAAAUCAAAAAACUCCCCUCAUUUGUGCAUCAAAAAGGGGUCAUCUUGAAGUUGUUAAAUAUCUUCUCUCUGUUGGGGCUAAUAUAAACGCAGAAAGUAUAGGUGGAAAUGCUCCUCUGAGUUGGGCAGCAUACUUUAAUCAUCUUGAAGUUGUUAAAUAUCUUAUCUCUGUUGGAGCUGAUAAAGAGGCAAAAUGUAACAAAGGAAAAACUCCAAUCAUUUGGGCAUCAAUGAGAGGUAAUCUUGAGAUUGUUAAAUAUCUGAUAUCUGUUGGAGCUAAUAAGGAUGCCAAAGAUAAUUCGGGAGAUACUGCACUCGCAUGUGCAACAAAAGAUCGUUAUUUUAAAAUUGUUAAUUAUCUUCUCUCUGUUGGAGCUCAUAAAUAA